Molecule: messenger RNA, 2078 nt
Organism: Myotis myotis
Lineage: Eukaryota; Metazoa; Chordata; Mammalia; Chiroptera; Vespertilionidae
Gene: KCNS2
Product: potassium voltage-gated channel modifier subfamily S member 2
Exons: 2
Coding region: 558-1991 (477 amino acids)
Biological process (GO): potassium ion transmembrane transport; regulation of delayed rectifier potassium channel activity; protein homooligomerization
Cellular component (GO): voltage-gated potassium channel complex; membrane
Molecular function (GO): protein binding; voltage-gated potassium channel activity
Source: RefSeq, a predicted model, not a curated record
UGUCGGCCCUGAGUGGAGCCGGGGGCGCCAAGGGGUGGCCAUGACGUGCGGGUGGAGAGCAGAGAAGCUGUGGCUGCGGCGGCAUCUUCGGAGCACCGGGCGGUGGCCGCGCCUGGCACUGGGCGCGCGGAGCUGUCCGUUCAGCACCACCGCGAGGGCGCGGGCUCCGCUCCCGCUCCCGCUCCGGCUCCCGCCGGCGCCUGCGGCGCGGCUGUUGUUUCUGUUGGGGGACGAAGGGCGCUGAGAUCGAGAGAGGUGGCUCUCCGAGCGUCGGGGCCAGCAGCCACCUGUGAGCCUCCCGCAACUGCAGGCGGCGGCGACAUCCCCGGCCGGAGACAGGAGGAGACGCUCCGCGGACCCCGCCCGCCUGCCCGCCAGGCGCAUACACAGGCGCACACACACUCGCAUCCGCGCGCACACGCACAGCCAGCCCGCAGCGGCAGCCGCAGCGAUGCUCGCCAGCAGGUUGGGGAAGUUUCCCGCCGGCCCUGGCCACGGGCCCCAGUGCUCGCAGGUGUAGCGCCCGGGCUAGGUGCCGGAGGCUGGGCGUCUCCAACAUGACCCGCCGGAGCCUGUGGGACGUGUCGGAGGCCAACGUCGAGGACGGAGACAUCCGCAUCAACGUCGGGGGCUUCAAAAGGCGGCUGCGCUCGCACACGCUGCUGCGCUUCCCGGAGACCCGCCUGGGCCGCCUGCUGCUCUGCCACUCGCGCGAGGCCAUCCUCGAGCUCUGCGACGACUACGACGACGUCCAGCGCGAGUUCUACUUCGACCGCAACCCCGAGCUCUUCCCCUACGUGCUGCACUUCUACCACACGGGCCGGCUGCAUGUCAUGGCCGAGCUGUGCGUCUUCUCCUUCAGCCAGGAGAUCGAGUACUGGGGCAUCAACGAGUUCUUCAUCGACUCCUGCUGCAGCUACAGCUACCACGGCCGCAAAGUGGAGCCCGCGCAGGAGAAGUGGGAGGAACAGAGCGACCAGGAGAGCACCUCCUCAUCCUUCGACGAGAUCCUGGCCUUCUACAACGACGCCUCCAAGUUCGAGGGGCAGCCCCUGGGCAGCUUCCGGCGGCGGCUGUGGCUGGCGCUGGACAACCCCGGCUACUCGGUGCUGAGCCGGGUCUUCAGCAUCCUGUCCAUCCUGGUGGUGUUGGGGUCCAUCAUCACCAUGUGCCUCAACAGCCUGCCGGACUUCCAGAUCCCCAACAGUCAGGGCAACCCUGGCGAGGACCCGCGGUUCGAAAUCGUGGAGCACUUCGGCAUCGCCUGGUUCACGUUUGAGCUGCUGGCCAGGUUCGCCGUGGCCCCUGACUUCCUCAAGUUUUUCAAGAACGCCCUCAACCUUAUCGACCUCAUGUCCAUCGUCCCCUUUUACAUCACUCUGGUGGUGAACCUGGUGGUGGAGAGCACGCCUACCUUGGCCAACUUGGGCAGAGUGGCACAGGUCCUGAGGUUGAUGCGGAUUUUCCGCAUCUUAAAGCUGGCCAGGCACUCCACUGGCCUCCGCUCCCUGGGGGCCACCCUCAAGUACAGCUACAAAGAAGUCGGGCUGCUUUUGCUCUACCUCUCCGUGGGGAUUUCCAUUUUCUCCGUGGUGGCCUACACCAUUGAAAAGGAGGAGAAUGAGGGCCUGGCCACCAUCCCCGCCUGCUGGUGGUGGGCCACUGUCAGUAUGACCACCGUAGGGUAUGGGGACGUGGUCCCGGGAACCACAGCAGGGAAGCUGACUGCCUCUGCCUGCAUCCUGGCGGGUAUCCUAGUGGUGGUACUGCCCAUCACCUUGAUCUUCAACAAGUUCUCCCACUUUUAUCGGCGCCAAAAGCAGCUUGAGAGUGCUAUGCGCAGCUGUGACUUUGGAGAUGGGAUGAAGGAGGUCCCUUCUGUCAAUUUAAGGGACUACUAUGCCCAUAAAGUUAAAUCCCUCAUGGCGAGCCUGACAAACAUGAGCAGGAGCUCGCCAAGCGAAUUAAGUUUAAACGAUUCCCUACAGUAGCAGGGAGGACUUGUCCUCAAACCCACGUUGUUGAGCUGCCUCUCGGGCCUCUGGCACAGUCCAGGCACCUUGGGGUUGUGGCAUAGG